Aspergillus tanneri is the source of this 324-nucleotide messenger RNA. RefSeq lists its product as uncharacterized. The transcript has a single exon. NCBI's taxonomy places the organism in Eukaryota, Fungi, Ascomycota, Eurotiomycetes, Eurotiales, Aspergillaceae. The record is from RefSeq and is a predicted model, not a curated record. Bases 1 to 324 code for a protein of 107 amino acids.
AUGAAUGACUUCACCAAGCUCUUCAAAAAGUCUUUUGGCCUUCCGUGGAAGAACGGAGGUUAUCACCAAACUACCUUCACAUUCAACCCAUCCCCAUAUAGCAUGAAGGUCCUACAUAUUAAGGAUUCUCGGCCAAACGAAAAAUUUUUUGUAUCUGUUCCUAAGGCUAAAGUGGCGUCUCUUGUUUUUGGCCCUUCCUCAGUCGACGAGUCGCAGACGGCAGUGGUCGGAGCCAAGAUCGGUAGCGGGUUCCUAGUGUAUGUUGGGGAUGUUAAUCCGGAAGAGGGCUCUAACAAGGUGAUUCUGACAUUAUAUGGAUUGUAA